AUGGCUAAAUAUGAAGAACUUCUCUACAAAGUACUCAACACCAUUUUUUGUACAUGCAAAAAUUUAAAACAUCUUGAUAUUCCAUAUGAAAUUCUUGGUGGCUUUUUAGAACCAUCUAUUGAUGGUGAGCCACUUUCUUCUCCAUCUGUUCUUAAUGAGUUAUCAAAAUUACAAUAUCUUGAACAUCUAAACUUGCGUGAUGCAAGAAAUCUUAAAGAUAGUACGAUUAUUGCUAUUGCUAAUAAUUGUAAGAACCUAAAAAGUUUAGAUAUCCGAGGUUGCAGUACGAUUACUGAAACAGCUCUUGCUGCUCUAACAAACUUGGAAAAUUUAGAAAAACUAGAUAGUUUACUUAAAAUGAGUGCAAUAGAAUUAUUUGUUGAGAAAGACCAACAAAUUUUUGAUGAUGGUGACAAGGAUCAAAAAGUUGUCAUCAAUUCAUUGGAUUAUGACUCUAUUCCUCUCGAAAAAUGGAAAAAUUUACAAAAUUUAGAAUAUCUUUGUUUACCUUGUGAUAAAUUAUCACUUGACUUGGCAAAUACAAUUGUUGAAUAUUGCAAGAAUGUGAAAUACUUGAGUCUAAGACUUAGAUACUCCUAUCGUUCAUUAAAUGAAAAUGCUGUAACAAAGUUAACAGAGUUGGAAAAUCUUGAAAUGCCGUCUAUUGAUGGUGAGCCACUUUCUUCACCACCUGUUCUUGAUGAGUUAUCAAAAUUACAAUAUCUUAAACAUCUAAAAUUGCGUUAUACAGGAAAUCUCAAAGAUAGUACAAUUACUGCUAUUGCUAAUAAUUGUAAAAACCUAAAAAGUUUAGAUAUCGAAGGUUGCCCGGGUCUUACUGAGACAGCUCUCGUUGUUGCUUUAACAAACUUGAAAAAUUUAGAAAAACUAGACGUAAGCUUACUUGAUAUUUCAGACAGCUUCAUUGUCAGGUUAAGAGGAUUGAAAGAAUUUGAUUGUUCUAAUUGCGAAAAACUUACUAAUACUGGUAUUAUUCAAUUUAUAAAAAAUAAUCCAGAACUUGAAUUUCUUGAUAUCUGUUCUAUUGAUAAUAUUACAACUGACUUGGUUAUUGGUGCUGAUCAGGCAACUAAAAAUCAUGUUUGUGAUUCAAGUAUUAUACCAUAUGUUAGUGAUCAUUGUAAAAAUUUAACAAGUCUUGAAUGUGAAUUUAACGUUGAUUCGUUAAAAUAUGAUGCUGGUCACUUUGUUCAAGCAUUUACACAUGAAGAAUCAGUAAUUGCAAUUUCAAACAAUUGUAAAAAACUUAAACGUUUAGAAAUUCCUCUUUGUACUCUAGUACCAUCUAUUCAUACUGACCCAUUGUCUUCUUCAUCUGUUCUUGAUGAGUUAUCAAAAUUACAAUGCCUUGAACAUCUAAACUUGUCUAAUUCAAAAAAUCUUGAAGAUAAAAUCCGAGGUUGCAUGGGUCUUACUGAGACAGCUCUCGUUGGCUUAACAAACUUAAAAAAUUUACAACAGCUUAAUGUAAGUCAUAUUGAUAUUAUUACAGACAGCUCCAUCAUAAAAUUAAAAGGAUUGAAAGAAUUGCAUUGUAAUGAAUGCAAGAAACUUACUAAUGCUGGUAUUAUUCAAUUUAUAAAAAAUAAUCCAGAUCUUGAACUUCUUGAUGUCUCUUUUAUUGACAAUAUAACAAUUGACUUGAUUAUUGCUGCUGAUCAGGCAACUAAAAAUCAUAGUACAAUAAUUGCUAUUGGUAAUAAUUGUAAAAACCUAAAAAGUUUAGAUAUCCAAGGUUGCACGAGUCUUACUGAGACAGCUCUCGUUGCUUUAACAAACAUGAAAAAUUUACAAAUACUUAAUGUAGGCGAUCUUGAUAUAAUUACAGACAGCUUCCUUAUUAAAUUGAAAGGAUUGAAAGAAUUGCAUUGUAAUGGAUGCGAGAAACUUACUAAUGCUGAAUCAAUAAUUGCAAUUUCAAACAAUUGUAAAAAACUUAAACGUUUAGAAAUUCCUCAUAGCUUCAUAGUACCAUCUAUUCAUACUGAGCCACUUUCUUCUCCAUCUGUUCUUGAUGAGAUAUCAAAAUUACAAUAUCUUGAACAUCUAAACUUGGGUUAUACAAUAAAUCUCAAAGAUAGUACAAUUAUUGCUAUUGCUAAUAAUUGUACGAACCUAAAAAGUUUAGAUAUCCAAGGAUGCUAUACGAUUACUGAAAUAGCUCUCGUUGCUUUAUUAAACUUAAAAAAUUUACAAAAACUUGAUGUGAGUCGUCUUGAUAUAAUUACAAACAGUUUCCUCAUCAAAUUGAAAGGAUUGAAAGAAUUUGAUUGUGUUGGUUGCGAAAAACUUACUAAUGUUGGUAUUAUUCAAUUUAUAAAAAAUAACCCAGAUCUUGAAAAGAUUGUUGUCCGAGGUAUUGGUAAUAUUACAACUGACUUAGUUAUUGGUGCUGAUCAGUUGACAGAGUUGGAAUAUCUUGAAUGUUUAAUAUUGCCUGGUCCGAUUGAGCUCAGUGAGGAAUCAAUAAUCGCAAUUUCAAACAAUUGUAAAAAACUUAAACGUUUAGAAAUUCCUCGAUGCAUUAUAGUAUCAUCUAUUGAUGGUGAGCCACUUUCUUCUCCAUCUGUUCUUGAUGAGAUAUCAAAAUUACAAUAUCUUGAACAUCUAAACUUGCGUUGUGUAGAAAAUCUCGAAGAUAGUACAAUUAUUGCUAUUGCUAAUAGAUGCAAGAACCUAAAAUGUUUAGAUAUCCAAGGUUGCAGAGCGAUUACUGAAACAGCUCUUGUUGCUUUAUCAAACUUAAAAAAUUUACAAAAACUAGAUGUAAGUUUUCUUUGGAGAAUUACCGACAGAUUCAUUAUUAAAUUAAAAGGAUUAAAAGAAUUACAUUGCGAUGGUUGCAAUAACAUUACUGAUGAUGGUAUUAUUCAAUUUAUAGAAAAUAAUCCAGAUCUUGAAUAUCUUACAGUCCGUUGUAUAGAAAAUAUUACAGCUGACUUGGUUAUUGGUGCUGAUCAGGCAACAAAAAAUCGUACAAACGAAUCACGUGUAUCAAUUGCAUUUUAA
This is a messenger RNA of Aphidius gifuensis, 3030 nucleotides long. RefSeq names its product F-box/LRR-repeat protein 3-like. Gene Ontology annotation, cellular component: SCF ubiquitin ligase complex. The record is from RefSeq and is a predicted model, not a curated record. Bases 1 to 3030 code for a protein of 1009 amino acids. Gene Ontology annotation, biological process: SCF-dependent proteasomal ubiquitin-dependent protein catabolic process. NCBI's taxonomy places the organism in Eukaryota, Metazoa, Arthropoda, Insecta, Hymenoptera, Braconidae. The transcript is spliced from 12 exons.